CCGCCGCGUCGAGUACAUCGUCUGGCUCGCCCACUCUGCAUUGACGCGCCCACCUCAGAUUGUUCCUUUUCCAUUCCAUUAUUGAGCACGGUUAUCGAACCGGAAAGGCUGCAACGGAGAGACAAGCCAAUAUGGCUGGCAAUCGGCCUGAAUACCCUUGACCUCGGGUUUGAUCAGCGUCUAUGACUUUAGAUUGCGCUACAAAGCGGAAUCGCAAAGCGGAAGUGGAACAACCAGCUGGACGGGACCCGAUGUCAGUCCGCAACACGGCUGCGAAGUUGGACAUCCGAGGCGAACCUCAGCGGAAAGGGGAAGCAUACAUGCGGCGACGGAUGUAGUGACUACUGUCAACAGAAGGCGAAACGGAUCAAACACUUCGAGCCGGGAACCCCUCAAUAUGGCAUACAUCCGGCGUCUGACCAAUGCAUAUACUCGAGUCGUCUAUCCGUACCAACGCGGAAUGCGAUCAUAACUAACCAGGUUAUCCGACUGCCGUCCAACCAUCCGCUUGUCUCCCUCGUUUAUCCGCGCCUCGACGCCUCGUUGGCUAUAAAUUUCCUCGUCGGAGACGCCAAACACCAGAAACCAGCUCUCCCAUCUACCGCACUCUCCACUCCCUACCAAAAGCCCAAAUUCACUCGCUCUUACCCUAACUCAC
Messenger RNA from Punctularia strigosozonata HHB-11173 SS5, 658 nucleotides. RefSeq lists its product as uncharacterized. The transcript has a single exon. The annotation marks the transcript as partial. NCBI's taxonomy places the organism in Eukaryota, Fungi, Basidiomycota, Agaricomycetes, Corticiales, Punctulariaceae. The record is from RefSeq and is a predicted model, not a curated record.